This is a messenger RNA of Chelmon rostratus (copperband butterflyfish), 1677 nucleotides long. RefSeq names its product EF-hand domain (C-terminal) containing 1 (gene efhc1). Gene Ontology annotation, cellular component: axoneme; mitotic spindle. The record is from RefSeq and is a predicted model, not a curated record. NCBI's taxonomy places the organism in Eukaryota, Metazoa, Chordata, Actinopteri, Chaetodontiformes, Chaetodontidae. The coding region runs from base 1 to 1677 and encodes 558 amino acids. Gene Ontology annotation, molecular function: alpha-tubulin binding. Gene Ontology annotation, biological process: mitotic cytokinesis; cilium-dependent cell motility; mitotic spindle organization. The transcript is spliced from 10 exons.
AUGUCCUUGAACCGGAACAGUCAUGGAUUACCGUUUUUACCGGGAUACACUUUUCGGGAUGUGACGAAGUCAGCCUUCCAUCGCUCCCAGACGCUGCACUACAGGAAUGGCUACGCUCUCCCCCGUCGCCCCACUGUGGGCAUUGGACAGGAUCCUCUUUUAUCAGAUCAGCUGAUCCAGCAGGAGAUCAGUGAGUUGUCCCUUGAGACACCAGACAUUACUUAUGGCUCCUGUGACCGGAGCCUAGCCAAAGAAUUCAUCCCAGCUCACGUGGCCCUUGACAAGAAGGUGCUGCGCUACUAUGCAUACUUUGAGGAAAAUAUCCUGGACUCCCCUGAAGAGGAGUACCGCGUCCGCCCAGUGGUCAUUUACUACUACCUCGAGGACGACAGCAUGUACAUCACUGAGCCCAUGGUGGAGAAUUCUGGGAUACCACAGGGGAAACGGAUCAAACGCCAACGUCUGCCCAAGAAUGAACGUGGAGAGCAUUACCUGUGGAAAGACCUCAACCUUGGCAUGGACCUGGAGGUGUACGGGGUCAAGUACCACAUCACACAGUGCGACGCUUUUACAAAGAAAUUCAUGGAGAGUGAGGGCAUUAUUGUGAACGACGCCGAGCCCAUGCCUGUGGAUCCUUACAGCGAACGUCGCAAAAACCCUCAGCCUGUCUACAAAACACCCUCCGAAAGAGACUGCAUGCACCAGUUUCUCACCAUGGAUCGUAAGGUGCUGCAUUUCUUUGCCCUGUGGGACGACACUGACUCGCUGUACGGGGAGACCAGGCCUGUUUCCAUCCAGUAUUACCUGGUGGACGACACGGUGGAGAUCAGAGAGGUCCAUGAACCCAACAGUGGCCGGGAUCCCUUCCUGAUGCGCAGACAUAAGCUGCCCAAGAAAUUUAAACCACAGUAUGAGACUUUUCCCAGCUGCGAGCUGGAGGUUUCAGCAGAGGAAGUGGACGAGUAUUACUCCCCCAGAGACUUCCAGCUGGGCCAAACGAUAAAGCUGCUGGGCCGCCGCUUCCUGCUGUACGACUGCGAUGGCUUCACUAAAGGGUAUUACCAGCAGAACCACCCUGACAUGGAGAUGAAACCCAUAGAGGUACCAAAGAAGACCGCCACGCUUCAGGAGAGAAAGAAGGAGGUUCCUCCCUACAAUGGUUUUGGUUCACUUGAAGACUCCCUCCAGAAUUGUUUGUCUUUAAUUCCCGAGCCUCCCAAAAAGAAUGUGCUAAAGAUGUUAGGAAACAGCCACAUGGUGCUACGCUACACUGCCAGACUGGACUCCCAGAAUCCCCAGGAUGAGGGCCGACGUUUCAUACUGUCCUACUUCGUGUCCAAUGACAUGAUCAGUAUUUUUGAAAAGCCCACACGCAACUCGGGCAUCAUGGGUGGCAGGUUUCUGGAAAAGACACGCGUCCCCAAGCCGGGCUCUACAGUGGACAAUCCCGAGUUCUACUCACCUGCAGACUUUGCUAUUGGAGCCACUGUGGAGGUUUUCUGCCACCGCUUUGUGUUGACCGAUGCCGACCGCUUUGUGCUGACAUACCUGGAGUCCAUCUCAAGCCAGAUCCCUUGUGAGACACUGGAGUCUUUGCGGCAGAAGCUGGGUGUGGAGACGGCAAAUAAUCAGCCAUCUAACCAAAAUGGUGAUGGUGUAGCAGAGCCAUCUUCGUGA